CUAUUGCAGGAAAUAUCAUACCAGCCAUAGCCACUGCCAAUGCCAUGAUUGCGGGCUUGGUAGUUCUGCAUGCCUUCAGAGUGAUCAUUCAGGAGUUCGAGAAAUGUCCAUCCAUUUACCUCAGAAAAAAAUCGAUUCAUUCCAAGUUUGUGCUGGCAUCAGACAAACAAAUUUCUAAGGCUAACCCCACUUGUUAUGUAUGUAGUCCUAAACCAUUUGUGAAUGUUUUUGUUAAUGUGGAAGUCAUGACUGUUAAGGAAUUUGAAACAGAAGUUCUGAAGAAACAUUUGAAUAUGGUAGCACCUGAUGCAGUAUUGGAUGGAAAAGGGAUGGUUGUCAUUUCUUCUGAAGAGGGAGAGACUGAGGCUAAUGAUAACAAAAAAUUAAAUGAAAUUGGGAUAGUUGACGGAAGCAUUCUGAAAUGUGAUGAUUUCUUGCAAAAUUACGAACUAACAGUUGCAAUAAAUCAUUACGAGGCAAAGAAUAAAGAGGAUCCCUCCUUCAAAGUAGUAGCUAAUCCAGAAGAUCUGAAAGCCAAAGAGCCAUUAAACGCAGUAGAAUCUGAGACCAAAAAUGGAGUAGAGGCGAAGGACGUAGACAGUGAUGAUGAUUUGAUGAUAAUGGAUGACGAUCAGGAAGAUCCUCCAGAAGAAGACCCCCAGGAAGGGUCGUCUAAGAGAAGGAAACUCAACCCUCCAGAAGAUGAAGUGGAUGAAGACUUGUGUAUCAUAGAAUCCUAAGGAAUCUGGCUAUUUUUUUAUUUUGUAAUAAUAUAUUUUGUGGUAAUUCA
Leptinotarsa decemlineata (Colorado potato beetle) is the source of this 790-nucleotide messenger RNA. It is a transcript of the gene Uba2, whose product is annotated as Ubiquitin-like activating enzyme 2. Gene Ontology annotation, cellular component: cytoplasm; SUMO activating enzyme complex. Lineage: Eukaryota; Metazoa; Arthropoda; Insecta; Coleoptera; Chrysomelidae. Gene Ontology annotation, biological process: protein sumoylation. The record is from RefSeq and is a predicted model, not a curated record. Gene Ontology annotation, molecular function: SUMO activating enzyme activity.